AUGCCGCAACAUCGCCCGGUUUUGGUUAUCAUUGGUGCCGGUAGCAUGGGAUUGGCCAUCGCACGCCGGCUCGGUCCGUCCCAUCACGUCCUUAUUUCCGACUUCUCCGCGACAACCCUUUCCGCAGCUGAGGAUUCAUUGCGAUCCACCGGCCAUUUCUUCUCUUCUCAAAAGGUCGACAUCACCUCCAAAGACUCUGUAGAAUCAUUCGCGGCGACUGCAGCCAGUCUCGGUACGGUUCAGACAGUCGUUGUGACGGCCGGUGUCUCGAAUGCGGCGAACGACGCCAAAUUAAUCUAUUUAACGAAUCUUGUCGGCGCGUCUCUUAUCGUCGAGACUUUCCUCCCGCAUAUGGCUCCGGGUGGCUCUCUCACAAUCAUCGCAUCUGUCGCAGGUCACUUAAAGCCUCCGAAUGCUGCUCUUGACGACCAUUUCGCAACUGCUCCCGUCUCCGAGCUUCUCAAUCACUCUGAGCUCGAUCUUGCUGGAGACCCAGGCACUGCUUACUCCCUCUCAAAGCGAGGUUGUAUUGUUCGUGCCCGGUACGCCGCCAUUGCUUGGGGUCGCCAAGGUGUGCGGAUCAACACCGUCAGCCCUGGCGUAGUGAUGACUCCGAUGAUUGGGCAAGUUAUGCAGUCAGCCCAAGGGGCUGGAUUGCAGGGCAUGAUCGAUGCUGUACCGCUCGGUCGCAUCGGAACGCCGGAUGAUAUUGCCGGCGCUGUUGCGUUUCUUGCAGGGCCGGACGCUUCCUACAUCAACGGGACGGAUUUGGUGGUUGACGGUGGUUCCCGGCCGACUCACCGAUGGCGCGGGGUUGGUGCGGGGCCGAGUGCUUCCGGAUAA
Colletotrichum karsti is the source of this 843-nucleotide messenger RNA. RefSeq lists its product as uncharacterized. Bases 1 to 843 code for a protein of 280 amino acids. The record is from RefSeq and is a predicted model, not a curated record. Lineage: Eukaryota; Fungi; Ascomycota; Sordariomycetes; Glomerellales; Glomerellaceae. The transcript has a single exon. Gene Ontology annotation, molecular function: oxidoreductase activity, acting on the CH-OH group of donors, NAD or NADP as acceptor.